AUGUACGAAAGAAUAGUUGUAAUUAAUUCCGAUCGACUAACUUUCUCUCUCUCAUCUUUGAUCGAUGCAGAAAAAUGUCCACCAAACACUUUCCAGCAGAAAGGCGUCUGUCAGUUGUGUCCAGAGCGAACCUAUCAAGAUCGAGCUGGACAGACGGAAUGCCGGCCAUGUCCGAAUCGCCCGUCUGUAACCGUCAAGUCAUCUGAGCAUUACAACUCUCGGUGUCACCCCAGUCGGCCUGAUCAUGCAUCCAUCGUGGCCCUGAAAAAGCUGCCAAACCGCAAGUCAUCGUCCAGCACCAUCCAGACUCGGCAACUUUCUUCUUCUGCUUCCGGGAAACUGGGCAAAAUUGCAGCCGCUCACACUCAAACGAGCCCCAAUCACAAUGAUAAAUUCACCAGCAGCAGCAAGUACAAAAAUCGGAGACAUCACCAGCAUCCGGUUUCACAUCAGCAGCCGUACCAGCUGGCAACCGGACGCUUGGCCGUUUCCCGAAAUUCUUUCACGUCGCCAGCAAUCAACGACACGGCGGGCAUCGUCGACGACGACGAAGAUCCGUGUUCUCCUAAUCGUUGUCUGGCCGGAGGCACUUGUUUCCGGUCGACGCGCUACGCCGAUAAUAACCGGAUCGUCAGCAGUUUCAAAUGUUCGUGCCGAGUCGGAACCAAAGGUAUUCACUGCGAGACGCCGUACUGUCCCACUUUGUAUUGUCUCAACGGUGGAACGUGUCACGUCAACCGACAAGUCAAAGGCAAUCUAGGACGUGACUUGUUGAAGUACAUGCCCGCUAGGCUUCACCCCGCGGCUUCGCGAGCAUCGGCGCCAAUCGAACAACAGCAAUCACGUCAAGAUCCGUCACAAUCGUCAUCACAGUCUCCACCACCAACCAAACGGUUACGUUUCCAGGGCGACGUGACCCGGGCCAACAAAACAAUCGGCGCCAGCAGAGGAGCUGCGGGACUAAUGUGCACUUACUGCGCUUCCAAUCCGUGCAAAAACGGCGGCCGCUGCGUCGACAACUCUCACGCGGCUCCCGGAUACUUCACCUGCUUCUGUCCGCCCAAUUUCCAAGGAAAAUUGUGCGAUUUCACACCUUGUCCGACCUCGGUCGCUAGGACGUCGUGUCCCAUGUCUUUUCAUUAUCCGUUAACGUCGGCGGGCCGUAGCCGGAAAAGGCAUUCCUGUUGGAUCCAGACAUCAACUGGACGCCGCCAGUGUUACUGGCCGCCACAUCCGCCAUCGCCAGCGUCGAAAUCAUCAUCCCCUGCUGCACCUCUCUACGAAAUAGCCUAGAAGGCGUGCGCAUAUUUGGUUUUUCCCGGGCUAUUAAAAUAACAAUUUCUAUUUGAUGUUAAUUCGCUUCAGCAGUAUAACAAUUCCCUCUUAUAAUAUAUGAAAGCACUAAUUCUUAGACAUGUUGGACUCUUGCUGGGCAUCACGGAUGAUGUAAACAAGUAAAAAAAAAUGGAUAUUGUAGUCGACACUC
This is a messenger RNA of Daphnia pulicaria, 1486 nucleotides long. RefSeq names its product neurogenic locus notch homolog protein 2-like. The transcript is spliced from 5 exons. Lineage: Eukaryota; Metazoa; Arthropoda; Branchiopoda; Diplostraca; Daphniidae. Gene Ontology annotation, molecular function: calcium ion binding; Notch binding. The record is from RefSeq and is a predicted model, not a curated record. The coding region runs from base 1 to 1293 and encodes 430 amino acids.